CAUUUCAAUGGUUGGACGAAGGGCUGAGAUUUCUCCACUUUACGCUAUGUUUCGUGCCGUGUGGAACGGAUAUUCCUCCGGCAAAUCCAUGUGUUACUAGGGUUUUGGUUCACAGCCACCCACCACACAUAUAUAAACCCCAUCUCGCUUUUACCCCUUCUUUCUCAUCUGUCACACUGCUUUCCCAUUUGAAAGCAACUGAGAGUGAGCAGCAGUAGAUCCGAGAACAAGAUGGAGCAGACAUUCAUCAUGAUCAAGCCUGAUGGUGUCCAAAGAGGCCUGGUUGGUGAGAUUAUUAGCAGAUUUGAGAAGAAGGGUUUCUAUUUGAAAGGUUUGAAGCUCAUGUCCGUGGAGCAAUCUUUUGCUGAAAAGCACUAUGCAGACUUGUCUUCAAAGCCCUUCUUCCAGGGUCUGGUUGAAUACAUCAUCUCUGGUCCCGUUGUUGCAAUGGUUUGGGAGGGUAAGAAUGUGGUGACAACAGGUCGUAAGAUUAUUGGAGCCACAAACCCUUCUGACUCUGCUCCCGGAACCAUCCGAGGAGAUUUUGCUGUUGAGAUUGGCAGGAAUGUCAUCCAUGGGAGCGAUUCAGUUGAGAGCGCAAGGAAAGAGAUUGCACUGUGGUUCCCAGAAGGAGUCGCAGAGUGGCAGAGCAGUGCCCACUCUUGGAUCUACGAGUGAAAUGCCACGUCCAUCUGUGGAUCUUACAUUUCGAAAUGAUUUAGGACUUGAGACGACAACUCAUCUAUGCCUGUUUGUUUUUGGUUCUGGUUAUUAUGAACUUUUACGUUUUGACUGUGAUUGGGUUUUUAGAACCUGGUGAUUUUAGUGCCUGCUUUAUUUGACGAUACUUUUAAGAAAUGGGAAUCUUGUGAUAUUUAUUAGUA
This is a messenger RNA of Rhododendron vialii, 884 nucleotides long. Its product is annotated as nucleoside diphosphate kinase 1. NCBI's taxonomy places the organism in Eukaryota, Viridiplantae, Streptophyta, Magnoliopsida, Ericales, Ericaceae. The record is from RefSeq and is a predicted model, not a curated record. The transcript is spliced from 4 exons. Gene Ontology annotation, biological process: GTP biosynthetic process; CTP biosynthetic process; UTP biosynthetic process. Gene Ontology annotation, molecular function: nucleoside diphosphate kinase activity. The coding region runs from base 232 to 678 and encodes 148 amino acids.